GAAACAUUUCGUUAAGAUAAAAACAGCUUCAGAAUGGGAGCGGAAUGCUUAUGGAAAACUCAAAAGUGGCAGAAGAUCUUUUUUCUUCUCUCAGUAAUGAUUUUACACAAUGUGGAACCAAGAGCAUUGUUAUCAGAUAUAAAUUGCAUUGUCUACAAUGAGGAAUUCAUGGAGUGUACAUGGAAACACAGUGAAGGGGAAACAAAUUGUACCCUGUAUUACUGGUAUGUCGCACAACCAGCAGUGGAAUGUAGGAACUACAUUCAGCAGGGUGGCUAUAACGUUGGAUGUAAUUUCUCAGCCAGUGACAUUAUACAAUUCAAAGACUUCCACGUUUUCAUAAAUGGAUCCAGUGAUUCAGGAAACGUUACAACAAAAAACGGAAAGUUUCAGCUUCAAGACCAGGUGCAACCCUUUCCACCUGGAAACCUGAGAGUCAAUACUACAGAAAACAAUGGUCUCCUCCUGAAAUGGGACGCUCCAAUGCGCACAGAGAGAUGUUUGGAAUAUGAAAUCAGGCACCGGAAUAAUAAGGACAAGGAGUGGCAGAAAGUAUCGAUCACGGUGCAGACAAGGUUUAAUUUGGCGAGUGUGGAUCCAAUGAUGCUCUACACCUUUCAAGUGAGAAGCAAGAUUAACGUAUAUUGUGGCACAACUGAGCUGUGGAGUGAGUGGAGCCUCCCUGUUUCCUGGGGAAAUUUUAUCACAGAAGAUGAGCAAAGUUUCAACCCAUUGGAAUUACUUGCCAUUGUACCAGUUUUGGUUACGUUUGUAUUGAUAACAUACCUAAUAUAUAAAAGGUGUCAGGAUUUCCGGCGGAAAAGUAAAGGUUUUUAAAAAAGGAAUCUUGUGAAAUGAUCCAGUCUCGCAUCUGAAGAGUUUCAAAGGGCAUCACGUCAGCAGGCUUCCGAAGGACAAUGGAUGUUGGUACUAAAGAACAACCUUCUCUCUGUGUUCAUGGUUCAGAAGGCCAUUGCUUCACAUAAUAGGUAUUAGCGAUUAAAAACAAUGAUGGCAUCUCUCUUAGCAUAAUGACUUCAUUUCUGUAAUCACUGUGAUGAAUCCUUGUACUUUUAACACAUCUGCACAGAUCAUCAUCGCAACUCUUUCUGGUCUAACAGAAACUUGCUGGUGUUUAUCCUUUACAGGCAGCUGAAGUUGAAUGUUCUAACAUUGCUUAUCUUAAAUCUUUUGGUGAUUUUUAUCCAAGUAGUGCAUUCACAUGUACGCUUCAAAAAUGAAAAGGACAAAAUGUCACAGCGUGACGCGCACAAAAUGUUGGAUGAACACGGCAGCUCAGGCAGCGUAUCUGGAGAGGAAUGGAUGUUUUGGGCAAAAAAGCAUCAUCGUCCUGAUAACCACCAUCAUCGUAAUGUCGACUGCUUAUUCCUUUGCACUGUUGUUGCCUGACCUGCUGCGUUCCUCCAGAAUUUUGUAUGAGUGUUGCUCUGGAAUUCCAGCAUCUGCAGAAUCUCUUGUGGUUACAAUGUCACAGCAAAUUACUAAUACAUGUAAAUGGAUGUGGUGAUUAAAGUUGAUCCUAGAUGUAUUAAUGUAGCAAUUAACUAGUAACAGAAUUUAAAUAAAUCAAAUGCUUUGUCUCUGUUUUGCUGUUUCUGUUGACAUAUACAUACUUUGAUAAUAAAUUUACUUUGAACUUUGA
Hypanus sabinus (Atlantic stingray) is the source of this 1663-nucleotide messenger RNA. Its product is annotated as cytokine receptor common subunit gamma-like. Lineage: Eukaryota; Metazoa; Chordata; Chondrichthyes; Myliobatiformes; Dasyatidae. Gene Ontology annotation, biological process: cytokine-mediated signaling pathway. Gene Ontology annotation, molecular function: protein binding; cytokine receptor activity. The transcript is spliced from 8 exons. Gene Ontology annotation, cellular component: membrane; external side of plasma membrane. The coding region runs from base 34 to 837 and encodes 267 amino acids. The record is from RefSeq and is a predicted model, not a curated record.